AUGGCACGUGAGCAGAACGGCUGUCGAAAGGAUGCUAAAGGAUGUAAGGAACUACUGAUCAUCGACACUAUCAUAACAAAGCAGGCAAAAAAGAAACAAAGUAACUUGUCCAUGGCGUGGAUUGAUUAUAAGAAGGCCUAUGAUUCGAUACCACACUCAUGGCUAAAAAAAGUCCUGAGGCUAUAUGGGGUAUCUGAGACAAUGAUCAAUCUACUCGAACAUCUAAUGGGAACAUGGAGAACGCGGUUGCAUGUGAACACAGACAGAGGAGACUACACAACGGAAGAAAUCAAAAUCAUGAGAGGAAUAUUUCAGGGAGACAAACUAAGCACCUUGUGGUUCUGCCUUGCAAUAAAUUUGUUGAGCAAACUGCUCAACGCAUCCAAAUAUGGCUACGUGAUAGAGAAGAGGAACAAUACCAGAAUCAACCACCACCUUUACAUUGAUGAUCUCAAACUGUAUGCAGCCAACGAAGAACAACUGAUGAGAGAACUCAAAAUAGUAGCAUCAUUCACUGAAACCAUAAAAAUGGAAAUGGGGUUGGAUAAGUGCGCUGUAUUACACGUGAAGAGGGGAAAGCUAACAGAAGGAGAAGCAAUGAAAGUUCAAGAUCAAAUUACAAUUCAAACACUGGGACCAGAAAGAACAUACAAAUACCUAGGCAUCCAACAAGGCCUAGAAAUAAGAAACAGUGAGGUCAAAAUCAUAUUCAAGGAGAAAUUCAUAAAUAGACUCAAGAAAAUCUUACAGAGCAAAUUAAACUCCAAAGCGAUGUUCACGUCAAUAAGCACGUGGGUGGUACCUUGCUUAGCCUACUCAUUUGGAAUAAUCAAAUGGUCAACCACCGACCUUAAGGCUCUCGAUACACAGGUUAGGGGACUCUUAACAAGGUAUGGAAUUCAUCACCCAAACGCCUCUGUCAACAGACUUUACAUACCGAGAAAGGAUGGAGGAAGAGGACUACAGAACAUUGAGACUACACACUACAACACAGUCAAAGAAAUGAGAGAAUAUUUCAAAUCAAAAGACUCACCCUUCUUCAAGGCACUAUCUGCAGAAGAUAACAAUAUAACAACAUUGAACUUGUCAUCGAACAGUGAUCCACCUGCACCCCCCACAAUCCAGGAGUUGUCCGAGGUAUGGCAAGGCAGAGCACUCCAUGGUAGAUUUCCAACAGUCCUGAAACAUAGAAAAAUAGAUAGAGAUCGAUCACUUACAUACCUUAAAGCUGGUUACCUUUUCCCAGAAACAGAAGGCAGAUUAACAGCCAUACAGGAUCAGGUUGUGGCCACCAGAGCAUACCUGAAAAACAUAAUAGGGAAAAAUAUGACCACAGAUAAAUGCCGCAAAUGCUCACAAUCACCUGAGACAAUCCAGCAUGUCACCUCGUCCUGUUCUAUCCUCGCACCUAGAGAAUACACUGACCGCCACAACGCCAUGGCAAAAGCAUACCAUCAAGCAAUUGCCAAAAAACAUGGAUUGCUCGAAACAACACGGCCGAUAUACGAAUACUUACCAAAAGAGAUCCUAGAGAACGAAGAGGUGAAGCUUUACUGGGACCAUCCACUCAUUACAGACAGAUCCAUCCCACAUAAUCGGCCCGACAUUGUUCUCUUCGAAAAGAAAUUAAAGAAAUUAAUUAUAGCUGAUGUCACCAUCCCAGCUGAUGACAAUAUUGAGAGAGCAUAUACCGAGAAGAUUAUGAAGUAUCAUGAUCUGUCUUUCGAACUAAAAGAAAUUUAUGGACUUACCUACUCGACAAUCCUUCCACUCGUCAUCACAACUAAUGGCUUAGUCGAAACACAUUUGCUGGAGAACACAAUGAAGCUCGGACUCGAUGAGAGCGUAAUCGGCGAUGCACAGAAGGAGGUUAUCUUAUGGACCACACGAAUCGUACGCAGGUUCCUUACGAGCAACUGA
Molecule: messenger RNA, 1920 nt
Organism: Coccinella septempunctata (seven-spotted ladybird)
Lineage: Eukaryota; Metazoa; Arthropoda; Insecta; Coleoptera; Coccinellidae
Exons: 1
Coding region: 1-1920 (639 amino acids)
Source: RefSeq, a predicted model, not a curated record